This is a messenger RNA of Hylaeus anthracinus, 1011 nucleotides long. RefSeq names its product DNA-directed RNA polymerase III subunit RPC7-like (gene Polr3G). The transcript has 2 exons. Gene Ontology annotation, biological process: transcription by RNA polymerase III. Gene Ontology annotation, cellular component: RNA polymerase III complex. The record is from RefSeq and is a predicted model, not a curated record. Bases 180 to 830 code for a protein of 216 amino acids. NCBI's taxonomy places the organism in Eukaryota, Metazoa, Arthropoda, Insecta, Hymenoptera, Colletidae.
AGACUUCGAGUACGACGAAGACGAGGAGAUAUAUUAUUAUCCAUGUCCCUGCGGCGAUCAAUUUCAAAUAUCCAAAGCAGAAUUGGUCGCUGGAGAGGAGGAGGCCACAUGUCCUUCGUGCUCCUUGAGUGAAUGAUUGAAUAACGAUCUAUUAUCGAAAAGUAGAGAGUACAAUUACUAUGGCAUCACGUGGUAGAGGAAGAGGUAAACCCUCCAUGUCGAUUAGUACGGAGCAGCUGGGGUUUUCCAAAGGAGAAGCCUUGCCACCGCCUGUUUUACAACCUCCGCCUAAGUAUCCAGUUCUAGAGUACAAACCGUUACCUUUAACUAUCACAAACGAAAUGAGCUACUUAUUGGAACUGAAAAGAGAGUUUGCGGAAUUCAUGCGGGAGUCUCCUAAUAACGUGGUUCCACACGUGAUCAAAAAAGAUAUCGAUCGAUAUUCGGAUCGAUAUCAAGACUUGAUAACCGACAAGAGCGGGUACGAAACCAGAUACGAUUGGAGUAGAAUGCCAGCAGAGUUGAAGCCAUUGCAACGAAAACGUAAAGGAUCAAGGAUUAAGAAGCCUGAGGAGAAAAAGAAGAACGUCGACGUAGAAUCUAAACUGAAAGAAUUAGAGAACAAGGAGAGUACGCAACAAAGCGACGCGGAGGAGGAUGGUAAAGAGGAAGAAGAGACGGAGGAGAAGGAAGAGGAUCACGUGGAAGACGAGGAGGAGGAACCAGACGAGGAAAUGGACGAAGGAACGGAUUACGUGAACAAUUACUUCGACAACGGAGAAGGUUACGACGACGAAGACGAUAAUUUGGACGAUGGACCUAUUUAUUAACGUAUAAUUUUUUAUAAGAAUUGGAAAUUCCUCUUGGUUCUCAAUUAUCGGACUAAGAUACUUACAAGCUGUUAGUUGAGCACUGCACGGCAAUGUAUAUAUUCUCUUUGGUUUGUUCAUUGUUUACCGAACACUCAAUCAUGUGUACAGACAAUAAAUUAUUAUAAUGCUUAAACAACAA